GCUCGCCGCUCCCUCCGGUCACGCCGCCCGCGGGCAAUGUCCGUGAGUAGACAAAGGCUUCCAAUUAAUUAUCUGUAGGGUACAUUCACUAUCUCCUCCUCUUCUUCAGAAAUUACCAAUUGUUGUUCUCGCUGCAUUGGAUUGACAUUCGAAGCUCUUAUGGCCUUUCUUUUUACAUUUGUAACAUAUUAUUGUAUUGGUUUUGAAUGCCAUCUGAUGGAAUUAUUGGUUUUGCUCAUCCUGUCCUGCACUCCUUAGUUCCUCAUCCAGUAAUCUUCCUUUCACAAAAUCUAAUGUCAACUUUUCAUUCAUUGUAUCCAGUGCCGAUACCAGUGUUAUAUUUUUCAGUAAGUCCCAACAAAAGAUAGGUAAUUUUCUCAUCUUCAUCAAGUUUCUUGUCUGCAUUCUCUAAUUCUCUGAUUAUUGACUCGAAUUUCAGGAAAUAUUCCUCCAAUUUUUCAUUGUUUUGCAGUUUUAGGGUUAGCAAGUUUUUCCUUAUUCGGCUUACGAUUGAUUUUCUUUCUCUCGAAAAUAGAACACAAAAUGGCAAACAUUUAUUUUGUUGUUUUUGCAGCUUUCACCAGAUCUAAAUGUUUGUCGGUGAUGCACUGUACGAUUAUGGAUUUGGCACGCGAAUCAUUAUUUUUAUCUACAUUAAUUUUUAACACCUUUAAUAUGUAAUUGACCUAUGUUCCACAAAUAAACGAAUUUUGAUUUGAUUUUGAUUUGUUACAUUUUUGGCGUCCUCGUGCAAUGUGUCGAUUAAGCCGGGUUGACACGUUACGAGACAGCUCGGACCGAGUCAAGUCCGAGUACACUCGUACGAGUCAGCGUCAUACGAGUGUACUCCUAUAGUGGUUUACACGUUCAUAGUGUACUCUUAUCAAAGCUCAUUCAAUUUUGCACCAAUUUUGUGUCAACUCUCGGAAAACACUGAUCUGCUCAACAUGGAACAGACUGAUCUGCUGUUGCAAGGUAUCACAGUUGUUGCAGAUAUACUAAUAAAAGAAUUGAACAAUAUAAGCAAAGAAACAAGCAAUGUAAGAAGGAAGAAGGAACGAAAGAAGAGAUCAAUUUGGACCCGCGAAUGGAUAUUAAGGCGUGAAAAGAAGGGAGCAUCAGAUAAUUUUCUCCGAGAAGUACGCUUGGAAGACAAGGCCACUUACAAGAAUCAUUUGAGGCUGAACGUUCAACAAUUUGACUAUCUGUUAGAAAAAGUAACGUCGAAAAUACAGAGAGCCGAUACAGUAAUGAGAGCUGCUGUACCUGCAAAAAUAAAGCUACAAAUAACUUUGCGUUACUUAGCUACUGGAGAUAGUUUUCAAAGUUUAGAAAGUUCUUUUCGAGUUCCAAAGAGCACCAUAUCCAAGUUUCUUCCAGAAGUCCUAGAUGCAAUAUAUGAAGGAUUGGAGGAGUACAUAAAGAUCCCGAAGACAACUGAAGAAUGGACAAAUAUUUCAAGAGUGUUUGGUAACCGUUGGAACUUUCCUGGAUGUUGUGGGGCCCUAGAUGGAAAGCACAUCAAUAUACAACAACCAAUCGACAGUGGAAGUGACUUUUUUAAUUAUAAAGGUAAAAGUAAUCAUCCAUCUCGGUUGGCAGAGCAACGAAGAACCAAUUAUAAAAAUUACUUCAUUGGAGAUGGCUCCGUCCCAUGGCAAAGUAGCAGAAUAUUUUAAGAAUAUCUGUGACAUUAUAAAACUACAGCUAAUAAAUUUAAAUACAAAUGUUUAAAUGUUUUAUUAAUACUACAUAGCUUUCUGUCAGCCCGCUGUUUAAUAAGUUUUCCCGUGGGAAUAGUGUACCUACUUUUCCGCGGCCUAUGUUACUCAGGCAGGAUGAAGUUUUUGAGUUUAUUCGUUUCAAAUAGACACACAAACAUAAAAAUCUUAUAAUAUUAGUAAGUAUAGAUAAAUAAACUUACCACAUUCUGAUAAGUUUUCCUGCUUUUUAUGACCCCAGAUAAAAAUCUGUCGGCGAUUUCGUACCAAGCCAACGAAGGAACAUAAACAUCAUUAGCUCCUGAUCCGGUCCCAGUAGAUUUUUUAAUUUUUAGUUUUUCCUGGUUGUAUGUGCUGCGAAUGUUAUUUAUUUUCGUGUUCACAUCUUGAAUUGUAAUAUCCAUGUUGAGGUUAUGUAUAAUGCGCUCAAUAGCGGCAUUUCGGGCAUCUUUGAUUUUAUACUCUUUAAGUCUCACGUUCCACAGCAC
Molecule: messenger RNA, 2209 nt
Organism: Ostrinia furnacalis (Asian corn borer)
Lineage: Eukaryota; Metazoa; Arthropoda; Insecta; Lepidoptera; Crambidae
Exons: 2
Coding region: 948-1679 (243 amino acids)
Source: RefSeq, a predicted model, not a curated record